GAAAGAUUGCAAAGUAGGGAGGAAGCUCCGCACAGGUGACGGUGGCGGUAUUCAGGAGGCCUUGGCAGGAGAAGAGGGGAUGCCCAGGAGGGACAGGCAGCAGUCGCAGCACUUCCACUACUUCAACAGUUGAGUGCGGCUUUCUCCUCAGUUACAAGAUGAUGUACGCUGGGAGACAGAUAACGUUAGCCACCCUGGUCCUGGUUGUGGUGACGGUCCACGUGAGUGCGCUGCCCAACCACCUCAAGGCGGUUGUCAUCGACACAGAACCGGAUCUUGUUCCUGUCAAAAAGGCCACGGUGGUUUCAGCAUCUUUUGGCGGGUACUCAGCCAAGGCGGGAUUGGGAGGUUCAGGCAGCACUGGAGGGUUAUUUGCUGCCGCCGACUCGCCCCAUGGGAGCGCCAGCGCGGGAUUGGGAGGUUCAGGCACCACGGGAGGGCUGUUCGCUAACGCCGACUCGCCCCAUGGGAGCGCCAGCGCUGGCCUCGGUGGCUCAGUGGCCUCAAGCUCGGCCACAGGUGGCCUGGGGGCUGCAGCCACAACCGGAGAUGUCGACGUCCACCAUAAACCCACAGGUGGCCACAAGCCCGUCCAGUACGGCCCGGGACUCUUCGACAACAUAUUUAAUAUCCCUAUAUCUGUGCUGCAAGCUGUCAACACUUAUCUGAACAACAGAGGACCAGUAACAAAGCCGAUACACAGGAGGAGAGGUCACCAGCCGCGCCAUCCUGUCGUCUACAAGACUGUGUGACUCCUGAGCAAGCUAGCCCUGCGGUCCCUGACAGUCCAGUACCGGAAGCCGCAGUUGUAGCUCACAAGUCCGCUGGAGCAGAGGCUGGAGGAGUAGCCACUGGAAUAGUGGCUGAAGGAGCCACUGGAGCUGCUGGAGCCCACCAAGGUCACAGGCCUAUCGUAAUCCAAAAGAGGGUCAACUAUGAUGACAUCUUCAAUAUCCCAAUAUCAGCGUUAAAGUCAGUGAACCAGCUGUUAAACCACGGGAGGAAGUAAACACCUUAAAGAGGUAGCCUGUGGAAGUGACAGUACCACCAUGCGCGGCUCCACUCGCAGUUUGGUGUCAGCACUCAUUCUACUUUACAAAUUAUCUUUAUUUAUUAAAAAAAAUUAUAAGUUCA
This is a messenger RNA of Homalodisca vitripennis (glassy-winged sharpshooter), 1134 nucleotides long. RefSeq lists its product as uncharacterized. NCBI's taxonomy places the organism in Eukaryota, Metazoa, Arthropoda, Insecta, Hemiptera, Cicadellidae. The record is from RefSeq and is a predicted model, not a curated record. The transcript is spliced from 6 exons. The coding region runs from base 159 to 752 and encodes 197 amino acids.